AUGUCAGGGACAUCUGUCGCCUGUGCUGAGGGCUGUGGUGUCCCGCAGGCCUUCCUGUUCCUGUUGCGUGGCCCCCUCAGCUGGGCUUGCCUGGGCUUAACUCUCCCCUCCCACCGUUACCAGGAAGACCGUCUCCACACAGCCCAUGCUGACUGGACUGGGGCUGUAAGUUCCUCCAAGGAGGUGUCCUUUUUGGAGGCAAGUUUCGGCCCAGAGGGUGGUGAAAAGGCUGGCGCCCUCACUGCAAGCUCAGGAGCACCACUGGGCCACGGCCACAUCCACAGCCUUUUUGGGGUGCUGCGAAGCAGUGUGUGCAAGAGCGAGGGCGAGGGUGGGUUCGCAGAUCCGAGUGGCAUCAGUGUGGAGUCAGACAGCGAAUUGAUAGAGGAGGAAAGGGUGAUGCUCUGGGGCCGGGAAGCCCCGCCUGGCACCCCGGUCGACGACCAAGGGGACGCUGUGGACUGCUCGUCCUACCUGGCCGAGGAGCCAGCCGCCAUCGUGCCACCCACCAGCGUCCAGGGACACCCGUCCCCAGAAGGCGCCGCUGCCAGAGGGUCCGCUGACAACUGGGCGGGACUGGAGGUCGGUCCCAGUGAGAGAGGCGCACUGGGCCCCAGGCCUGGAAAAAGGCAUCAUGCCUCGGCCGGCCCUCGCCACGUCACUGGUCCUGGGGCAGGCCCAGCCUGGCAGCACCUGCAAAGGGGCUCGAAGAGCAGAUGGAGAGUCCGCGUGGAUCCCCAGCAACCCUCCGCGAAAGGCCCCGCCGUGCUGUCUGUGGAAGACUCUGAUUCCACAGAUGAGAGCUGCGACUUGCGGACGAUGAGGGUGGGCAGUCGCCGCAACGGAGGGAGCCAGGCCAAGCCCAGAGCCCCAAGAAAACAGCAGGCACACGGAGGCAGCGCCGGCAGCUUCCCGCCGGCGCCAGGCCCUUUCCUGACCUCUGCUCCGCGCGGACUCACUCCACUUGUGGAGAGGCCGGCUGUGGGAGAGCUGGAGACCUCUUCCUGGAAGAAAAUGCAGAGCUGGGCCCGGGGAAAGGUGGAGGUCAGGCCCAGCUGCUGAGGAGCUGUCACGGCAGGGGCCCCGCCCCGGGGCCCUCGGAAGACGAAGAUGGCCCAGGAGAAGAAACCCCAAGGAGGUGCCUCUCAACUGGCCCCGGGGAGAACAUUUCCUAUCCGCCCAGAGAGACUCUCAGCCACUCCCCAGGAGCCGGCCACCUUCCCGCCAUUCUCAGGUGUGCGGCUGCAGGGGAUGUCCAAGAAACCCCAAAAGCCUAAGCACAGCAGCCCUGCCAGGAGGAAAGCCACAGGAAGUAGGACCAGGGAGUCCCAGGCUGCGGCCAGAGAGGAUAAUGGCCCACAUAGAGAUGACGUCCCGGGGGCCCAACCUCCCCCACAGAGACCAGGGCUGUCUUGCCCGUCCACACGUCUUGGAGACUUCAGCAGUGGCCAGACCAACAUCAAACCUCCACAAGUUCCAGGAACUUCAGAGCCCUCGGCCUACAGCCUGGGAGGCCUCCUGCUCAGACGCGGUGCCCGCUCCGGUGGCCAGCAGCCAGCUGUCCAUCCUCCAACACCGGAAAGACAGCAGCCACCCCCCGGAGCCCAGGGAUGUCUCCGGUGCAUAUGGCUGCAGAGGGAAAUAGAACAUCUUACAGAGCGGCUAGGUCUGACGGAGCCCUGGCUGGGGCAGGGAUGGGCAGUGCUGUCUUCCUGCAGGUACAACAGCCAUGUAGGCUGUGGCCGCCAGGGCAUCCGUGCAAACUCUAUCUGCAGGAUUCCAGGGUGCCCUGUUCACACGAUCCAGUGUGAACAGUGCCCCUGUGGUUAUGCAAUGUUGAAGUCCGGUCACUAA
Messenger RNA from Saimiri boliviensis boliviensis (Bolivian squirrel monkey), 1854 nucleotides. RefSeq lists its product as uncharacterized. NCBI's taxonomy places the organism in Eukaryota, Metazoa, Chordata, Mammalia, Primates, Cebidae. The record is from RefSeq and is a predicted model, not a curated record.